AUGACGUAUGUGGCUGCCACGGAUCGAACGACAAUUGGGGGCGAAGGCGAGGUACCCGGUGAUCAACUUCAACAUCUACAGCAGGAAGUGCAGCAUGAAGCGCAGCACGAAGCGCAGCAAUACCGUCGUGCUAUAUACGCUUUGAUUGAAAAGAUACGUCACUGCGGUGAUGAGGAGCUCCAAGAGUUACUGAGAUCCAUCAGAAACGCGGAUAGCCUGGCUGAGGCCACAGAGAAAGCGGUUGCUCUUAAGUAUUGUUGA
Messenger RNA from Penicillium diatomitis, 261 nucleotides. RefSeq lists its product as uncharacterized. Lineage: Eukaryota; Fungi; Ascomycota; Eurotiomycetes; Eurotiales; Aspergillaceae. The coding region runs from base 1 to 261 and encodes 86 amino acids. The transcript has 2 exons. The record is from RefSeq and is a predicted model, not a curated record.